UCACCUGCAAAUGGUGUACCACCCAAAAUAAUGAAUAGUACAAGGUUUUUCCCGUACUUUAAGGAUUGUGUUGGAGCUAUAGACUGCUCACAUAUUCCAGCGAUGAUCAGUAUAAAAGAGCAAGCCAAGUGGCGUAUUCGAAAAGGAUUUAUUUCCCAAAAUGUGUUAGCAAGCUACUCUUUUGAUUUAACAUUUCAAUAUGUACUAACGGGGUGGGAGGGAUCGGCAUCAGAUUCACGAAUAUUGGCAGAUGCUCUUAACUGA
Messenger RNA from Magnolia sinica, 264 nucleotides. RefSeq lists its product as uncharacterized. Lineage: Eukaryota; Viridiplantae; Streptophyta; Magnoliopsida; Magnoliales; Magnoliaceae. The transcript has a single exon. The record is from RefSeq and is a predicted model, not a curated record. The annotation marks the transcript as partial.